CCUGGAACUGGGUCUAGCCAUACGUCUGUCUCUCCUCCCAGGAUUGCAACAAUAACCCGUCAUGCCUCUGGGAAAACCUGCCCCGCAGAACAAGCGGAAAAAUCUCGCCAAGAUCAUAACCGACCUAACACAUAUCACUCAGGAUGAGUAUGAGUCAGAUCCAGAGGCCGAGCUGGACCUGGGAACAAAGAUCAGGUCUCCCAAAGACAUCAUGCUGGAGGAGCUUUCCCUGCAGAACAACAAAGGUUCCAAGAUGUUCAGGAUGAGGCAGAAGAGAGUGGAUAGGUUCAUCUACGAGAACAACCCUGACAUCUUCAGCAGUGAGGCUAUGGACGACCUCCAGAAGUUUGUUCCCUCUCUGGGAGGUCAGAUGAGAGGUGACAUCAUAAAUGUUGGUGGACAUUUUGUAAGCAAACAGGUUGGACUGAAUUUUGUAGGGAUGCACGGCAAAGGAGGAGCUCCAGUGCCUCCUCCCAAGCCUGGAAGCAAAGGUGCAGGAGCAGGUGCAGGAGCAGGUGCAGGAGCAGGAGACGGAGCAGGGGCAGGUGGACAGGGUGGGGGCGACCAUGGGAAAGAAGGUGGAGAAGGAGACAGUGGGUGGUCUCCACUUAAAGGAGGUGGAAGUGAUGAUGCAUCUAAGACGAUGCGUAUUUUGAAGUUGUACGUGUCGCCAUGGGAGAAGGCCAUGAAGGGGGAUGAAAUUCUGGUAGCGACUAUGAAAGGUGGAAUGGCUGGUCCUUGUGAUGCAAAGGAUUUGCGCAAGUACAAAAGCUUCAACAGGUCUGCCAUGCCGUUUGGCGGUUUCGAGAAGGCCAAUCAGUUCUUGAAAUUCCAGAUGCCAGAACCUGAGGCCAAAGAGGAGCCUGAACCCGCGAUGGUGUACCAGCAUGAAAUCGGCUGCCGGCCUUCCUUCAACCGCACUCCUAUUGGCUGGGUGGGCAACGGUGAGCCGGGCAGCAUUCAUAUGGAGACAGAUGCUGUGCCCUUCGAUGGAGAGACCGACGAACUGUGAAGAAACAUCCAUACUGUGAUAACACUGACGUUGCAUGAAUGCUUGCAAACACGUUAAGCUUGUACACAACAGAAGAGCUUACGGUUAACUGUUAUAUUCAUGAAUUUGAUCCCUCAGUGUGGAUAACUGAAAGUGUAUAUGAAAUGUGGUCAUGUUUCUUUUUUGCUCUGUACGUGGUUUUCAGUCAAAUAAAAAAGCUUGUGUGAGGAUGAAACAUAACGUUUAUUUAAGUCUAUACGUUUAGUAAAAACAAUUGAUUUGUCAGAAAAGUUGCAGAUUUUGAAAGAAUUAAUGAAGUAUGAAGGAUAUAUUUAGGCUAUUUUACUGUUGAGCACAGUCAUGAUGUCACAUUUGUUAUUCACCAUACAGGGUCUUUUUGUUGUUAGGGAUUUCUGUUUAUUUGUGGAACUGUGAUAACCCUACAAUGAUGUCGCAAUGCAUGCUGAUCAUUCACCCUACCUUACCAACACUUUCUCCACAAUAAACCCUUUAAAACUGAAA
This is a messenger RNA of Gymnodraco acuticeps, 1513 nucleotides long. RefSeq names its product myozenin 1a (gene myoz1a). The transcript is spliced from 7 exons. Gene Ontology annotation, cellular component: actin cytoskeleton; Z disc. Gene Ontology annotation, molecular function: telethonin binding; actin binding; FATZ binding. NCBI's taxonomy places the organism in Eukaryota, Metazoa, Chordata, Actinopteri, Perciformes, Bathydraconidae. The coding region runs from base 62 to 1012 and encodes 316 amino acids. The record is from RefSeq and is a predicted model, not a curated record.